Molecule: messenger RNA, 915 nt
Organism: Symbiodinium sp. CCMP2456
Lineage: Eukaryota; Dinophyceae; Suessiales; Symbiodiniaceae
Source: the annotation of a GenBank genome assembly
AUGGCCACAAAUUCACAUCGUGCACGAAGACUUGCUGGCGUGGUGCGUGUGGGCAGCUGUUUCUGCGCAGGCUCCUGCUGUGCAACGGUGUUGUUUGCGCUGGUGGGACGAUUUGGUUUGGGCUUCACCCCCGGACCACCUGUAUCUUUCCGUGGUGCGGGACUUUAUCGGCGUGGCCCAGGUCGAGCGGAACGUCAUUGUGUGACUGAAACCAGUCCUCCGGAGCUUGAUGCAGCAGUCAGGGCUGGAGGUUCGGUCCUCCUGGAUGUUUACGCUGUAUGGUGUGGUCCCUGCAAACUUCUGGAACCUGCACUGCGCAAACUGGCCGGACGCUUGUCAAGCGGUGAAUUUGAUGAACCUGGCAUCCCCAGCCCACAAGUCCUGCGCCUGGACAGUGACCGGCACACCACAAAGGCAACUGCGUUGGGUGUGGAAGGCCUGCCCACGGUAAUCUUUUUUAAGCACGGUGUGGAGACAGGUCGGUUCGAAGGAUCUGUGAGCCUGUCCCAACUGGAGGAUGCAGCAGCUGCCGCGCUGGGAAUGGUGGAGCUGUUAGACGACACGGGACUGGCUACAGAAGUCAGCAGCUUGGAGGAAUUGGAGCUAACCGUGCAAAUGGAAGAUGUUCUCAUGCUUGGUGUCCUCGGCAGCGGAAAAUGGGAACAAGACUCCGCGGCCCUGGAUGGUACGCUGCAGAUUCUUCGACGCCAGUUAGGCGGGCAGAUGCAGGUGCUGACGUUGGACGCCUCCAGCUUGCCAGGAGUGGCCGAGAGUCUUCAGCUGGGCGACCUCCCAGCUGUUGUCAUCUUUCAAGAUGGGCAGAAGGUGAUGCAUCUAGAAGGGCGGGAUGCUGCAGCAGCCAAUGUUGAUGACCUUCAAGAUGUCUUGGAAGAUGUGGUAAACGGCAUGGAUUGA